Messenger RNA from Pyrus x bretschneideri (Chinese white pear), 2045 nucleotides. RefSeq names its product magnesium transporter MRS2-4-like. Lineage: Eukaryota; Viridiplantae; Streptophyta; Magnoliopsida; Rosales; Rosaceae. The record is from RefSeq and is a predicted model, not a curated record. Gene Ontology annotation, cellular component: membrane. The transcript has 5 exons. The coding region runs from base 518 to 1972 and encodes 484 amino acids. Gene Ontology annotation, molecular function: magnesium ion transmembrane transporter activity. Gene Ontology annotation, biological process: transmembrane transport; magnesium ion transport.
AUUUGUGGAUGCUUAAAAUAAACUACGAAAUCUCUCUAAUUCCUUCUAAUUUCUCAACUUUCUCAAAUUCUUUAAAAUUAAUUUCUAAUUGAAUAUACAUGAAAUAUUAUAAACCUAUUGAAAAUUCUAAUUAAAUACACCUUAAAUUUAAAAAAAAAUCACUUAAAAUCCUAAUUAAAUAUCCCUAAAUUCAUUAAAAAAAUUAAAAACCCACGUAAUCUCAAUUAAAUACAUCUCCUUACUUUACCUCACCGCCACGGCCCACGGCACACAAAAGGUGUCUGUGGCAGCCGGUGCCAAUAAAAUUCCUGCGUUCCUUAUUAUAUAGAAAAACAAUUAAAAACUAAAUAAAGUGUGUUUGGGAGUUGAGAGAGAGAACGUGAAAGAAGCAAGCGGCUGGGGAUGAUGAGGAGGCGGAGUCGGAGUCGGAGUCGGAGCAGGAGAGAAGAAGGGGAAGUAAAAGAUCCAUGACUCGCUUAAAUACACACACGGAACGGGAAGAGAAAGAGAAGCAAAAAUGGGGAAGGGUCCCUUCUCUUUCAAGCGCAGCAGCAGCAUCCGCCGCCGCCCCCCCAAGAAGUUCAUUGGCCCUCCCCCUUCCCCUUUUCCCUCGCCGCCGCAGCCGUUUCGAUCUCCUCCCCUCUCCAAUGUCCAUAUCAACAGUACCAAUACCAACAACAAUAAUAAUAAUCUGAACGCGGUUGUUGCUGGCGGCGGUGGCGUGAAGGGGAAGAAGAAGGCCGGAGGAGCCAGGCUUUGGAUGCGGUUUGACCGCUUUGGCGGAUCAGAGCUCGUCGAGUGUGACAAGAAUGCUAUUAUUCGACGCGCCGCCAUUCCCGCCCGGGACUUGAGGAUUCUUGGCCCUGUCUUCUCCCAUUCCUCCAGCAUCCUUGCUAGGGAGAAGGCCAUGGUGGUUAAUUUAGAGUUUAUAAAGGCUAUAGUUACAGCGGAAGAGGUUUUGUUGCUUGAUCCUCUUCGGCAGGAGGUUCUUCCGUUUGCGGAUCAGCUAAGGCAACAACUUCCUCAGAAAAGGCAAUCCAGGAUAGAAGAAGCAAGUCCACUUGAUGAACUAGCUAGUGGAAUGAUUGUUUCGAGCGGAAAGCAAUGGUUACCUGUUCCUGAAGCCGUUGAAGGUGUGCAGUGUGAUCUCCCAUUUGAGUUUCAGGUUCUGGAGAUUGCAUUAGAAGUUGUCUGUACAUACUUGAAUUCUAGUGUGGCAGACCUUGAGAGAGAAGCCUACCCUGUUUUAGAUGAACUGGCUAGAAAUGUUAGCACCAAGAACCUUGAACUUGUGAGGAGUUUGAAAAGCAUUCUUACGCGUUUGCUUGGACGUGUACAGAAGGUGAGGGAUGAACUCGAACAUUUGUUGGAUGACAAUGAAGAUAUGGCACAUUUAUAUUUAACAAGGAAAUGGAUGCAGAAUCAACAGCCUGAGGCUUUGUUGGGGCGUUCUGCUUCAAAUAGCAUAUCCGCACCCUAUUUACGUCGGCUUAGUUCUAACAGAAGUGGGAGCUUGGUAAACGGUAACAAUAUGGAUUACGAUGACGUAGAAGAUCUAGAGAUGCUGCUUGAGGCAUAUUUUAUGCAACUGGACGGAACCCGUAACAAAAUAUUAUCUGUGCGGGAGUAUAUUGAUGACACGGAGGAUUAUGUCAAUAUACAACUUGAUAACCAACGAAACGAACUCAUUCAGCUCCAGUUGACAUUGACCAUUGCAUCAUUUGCGAUAGCAGUGGAGACCUUGAUAUCUGGUAUAUUUGGUGGAAGAAGCUGCUUGAUACAUGAGUCGAGCCUGUCAUCUGUUGUAGAUAGUACUCAGAUUCGCAAACUUAUUUACGAACCCUUAACCAGUGGCUUUGUAAGUAAGCUUGUGUUUACAUGUUGUAUGAGCACAAGGAGUUUUUUUACGGAUUUCAGGACUUCGUAUGCUGCCAGAUUCAUUUCGAAUUACACGGCAUGUAGGUUAGUAUAGUGUUGUACAUGUUAAACAGAUGAAUCAGUUUUCUUGGCUCAAAAUUAACGUCAUUUCGGUGAUGGUUUCCUUA